AUGGGUGAUCGAUCACGAAGCAGGUCUCCUUGCGCAAGAGAUAGUGGCGACCGAGACCGCCCUAGAAAUAAUAGAGGAGGCUUUCGGUGGAAAGACAAAAGUCGCACCGACGAUUCCCGCGGCGAUGAUCGCAGAUUAGAACGAGGAUACCGAGACCGACCACGAUCCCCCCGACGUGACCGAGAGGGUGACCGCUACGGAGAAAAAUCCAGAGAAAACCCCAGAGACAACCCCAGAGACAACCCCAGAGAAAAGCCGCGUGAUGAUCGCGAUGCGCCGCGCGAAGACCGGGAAAAGAAAGUAAAGAAGGAAAAGAAAGAGAAGAAGCCGGUCGCUCCGCAAUCCUCAGAACCUAUGAUUGUGGUCCAUGUCAAUGAUCGUCUGGGUACUAAGGCUGCGAUUCCUUGCCUCGCUUCGGACCCAAUCAAAUUGUUUAAGGCGCAAGUGGCUGCUCGCAUUGGUCGUGAACCUCACGAGAUUCUCCUCAAGCGUCAGGGUGAACGACCAUUCAAGGACCAACUUACACUGGAGGACUACGGCGUGAGCAACGGAGUUCAGCUUGAUCUGGAGGUCGGAACAGGCGAAUGA
Molecule: messenger RNA, 588 nt
Organism: Penicillium soppii
Lineage: Eukaryota; Fungi; Ascomycota; Eurotiomycetes; Eurotiales; Aspergillaceae
Product: ubiquitin-like protein HUB1
Exons: 3
Coding region: 1-588 (195 amino acids)
Biological process (GO): mRNA splicing, via spliceosome; protein modification process
Cellular component (GO): nucleus; cytoplasm
Molecular function (GO): protein tag activity
Source: RefSeq, a predicted model, not a curated record